AAAAAGAAUUGAAGCAUUUGUUUUGAAAAAAGAAAAACACAUUUAAAGAAUUACAUGGACUUUGCAAACAGAUUUAAGAAAAUGAAAGUAAAAAUUUGAACACCAUCCAGGCUACAGAGGUUGCAGUGGAUAAGAAGUUUAAAAGCUUUGGUUCAAGAUUACAGGAGGCUGCAAGAAAAAUUAAAGACAUGGAAAUGAGGAUGGAAUGACAGGCUGCUAUUUUGCCUCAGAAUACUGAAGAUUGUAAAGCAUUGAGAAAUCGAAUUCAUGACCCUGGAAAUCAAGCUCAGAUUAAGAAAUGUCAGGCAUUCGACCUCCGAUCAUGAAUGGGCCCAUGCACCCGCGCCCUUUGGUAGCGUUGCUGGAUGGCAGGGAUUGUACAGUAGAAAUGCCUAUUCUGAAGGAUGUAGCCACAGUGGCAUUUUGUGACGCUCAGUCUACACAAGAAAUUCACGAAAAGGUACUAAAUGAAGCAGUGGGUGCACUGAUGUAUCACACUAUCACUUUAACACGAGAAGACCUGGAGAAAUUUAAAGCACUUCGAAUAAUUGUCCGAAUUGGCAGUGGUUUUGAUAAUAUUGACAUCAAAUCUGCUGGAGAUUUAGGGAUCGCAGUGUGUAAUGUGCCAGCUGCCUCGGUAGAAGAAACAGCAGAUUCUACCAUGUGCCACAUUCUGAACCUGUACAGGAGAACCACCUGGCUUCACCAGGCUUUGCGAGAAGGCACGAGAGUACAAAGCGUUGAACAGAUUCGGGAAGUGGCUUCUGGAGCUGCCAGGAUCAGAGGGGAGACCUUGGGAAUUAUUGGAUUAGGGCGUGUUGGGCAAGCAGUAGCACUACGUGCCAAAGCCUUUGGCUUCAGUGUGAUUUUCUAUGACCCAUACCUCUCAGAUGGCAUGGAGCGUGCUCUGGGACUGCAGCGGGUGAGCACUUUGCAGGACCUGCUGUUCCACAGUGACUGUGUUACCCUGCACUGCAACUUGAAUGAACACAAUCAUCAUCUUAUUAAUGACUUCACCAUAAAGCAGAUGAGACAAGGGGCUUUCCUGGUCAACACAGCUCGAGGUGGGUUAGUAGACGAAAAAGCACUUGCACAGGCCCUGAAGGAAGGAAGGAUACGAGGGGCAGCCUUAGAUGUACAUGAGUCAGAACCAUUCAGGUGCUUUUCCUUUUCUUUUCUUUUUAUUUUGUUCACUUUCUUAUUUUUAAGUCUUAGUGCAUGAUACAAUCAACAGCAACAAGUAAAUUGAGUUUUCCCUUCAUUUGGUAGCUAAAUACUCCUUAGUAAAGCAACAUGAAUCUGUGCAGCACUGGACUAAUGCAAAUGUAGAUGGAGCUUGUGUAUGUGGUCAGAAGUGAAAAAAGU
This is a messenger RNA of Pygoscelis adeliae (Adelie penguin), 1365 nucleotides long. Its product is annotated as C-terminal-binding protein 1. The transcript has 7 exons. The coding region runs from base 299 to 1222 and encodes 307 amino acids. NCBI's taxonomy places the organism in Eukaryota, Metazoa, Chordata, Aves, Sphenisciformes, Spheniscidae. Gene Ontology annotation, molecular function: NAD binding; transcription corepressor activity; oxidoreductase activity, acting on the CH-OH group of donors, NAD or NADP as acceptor. The record is from RefSeq and is a predicted model, not a curated record.